AUCACAGAUGUGGACUCACUGUAAGUGACCCAACAACGCUGGGCCACACGACUAUAAUUCUCAGUCCUGAGUCUGUUCGAAUCUACAACCAUGAGGACGUUCCUGGCCACCGUUAGCAUGGUCUUUCUUGCAGCUUUACCAUUCGUUCUAAGCGAAGGAUGUAAGUUUAAGGCAGAUAUUGCCUUUCUCUUGGACGGCUCUGGCAGUGUGGUGCAGGCCAACUUCGACAAGAUGUUGAAUUUCGUGGAAAAGGUCGUCCAGGAAUACUCAGUCGGGCCAGACGACGUGUUGUUCGCGACGGUACUCUAUUCCAGUCGGUCCACAGUCAAGUUCGAUUUCAACGAAUACCAAACCACCAAUGGGGUGCUGAAAGCCAUCAAGGCUAUCAUAUACCCACAGGGAAGAACCCGUACCGACCUCGGCCUGGCAGACAUUCGCAUGAAGAUUUUUACAGCGAAUGGGGGCCACCGCGCAGGAAUACCGAAGGUUCUCAUCGUCAUGACCGACGGGAAUGCAAAUAGUGCAGCAGAUACGAAAAGAGAAGCGGAUCUAGUUAAGGCCGAGGGUAUCAACGUGUUUUCUAUCGGUAUUGGCACCUCGAUAUCUGAUGUUCAGCUGCGGGAGCUUGCGUCCGAUUCGGAAAAGGUGAUCCGCGCAGCUAACUUUGACGACUUGGUGAAGUUCAUCGGCAGCUUAGCGGAGCAGACAUGCAAAGCUGCUGAAGCAACAAAGAAGGACACUGUGACAUCCGUUAUUAAGUUUACUGGCGAAGACAUUGGAGUCACAGUACAGAACGCCAAAUACGAGUUUUCGCAAGUUUUUGGAAAAGUACUGAUUUUGAAUGGCUUCGACAGCUACGUCACUAUACCACGUGCCGACAUCGUCCAAACAAGUUUCACCAUCAGUGUUUACAUUAAGGUCGACACGUUCAGGAAGGAUCAGGCCAUCGUCGGGAACUGGGGCGCCAGCGAUGAUGAGAGGCAAUACUUAGUGGCAAUAACGAGGGAAAAUAAGAUCAGGGUCUACCUGAACUUCCGUACGUCUGGUAAACCUGCCACGGAGUUCGUUGAGGGCGGCGACGUUGCUGGGAGCAAGAAGUUUGGUUGGCAGGUUGUUGUGGUCACGUGGAACAGGAAUCAACGCAAGGCAGUUAUCUAUCUCAACGGGGACGUCGUUGGAGAAAAAACCCUUGGCCGUGCUACCAUUGUUUCCGGGAGCAGUCCAACAAACGAGAUCGGUGGCAUUAAGGAACUCGGUGGACUUCGCUUCACCGGUGAAAUCUCACGACUGUCUAUCUUCAACUACGCCCUGACGAUUGACUAUGUGAAAACAUUUAAUAAGAAGAUCGAGACUAAACCGUCAUCUGACGUAAAAGGAGGUGAAGCGCCAGUUGUUUGCAAAUUCCGAGCCGAUAUCGCUUUCCUCCUCGAUGGAUCUGGUAGCGUAAUGGAGGAUAACUUCUUUAAAAUGUUAGAUUUCAUCGAAGAGACUGUAACGAAAUAUACUGUCGGACCAGAUGAUGUGUUGUUCGCUGCUGUAGUCUACUCCUCCCGGUCCUCGGUCAAGUUCGAUUUUAACAGAUACACCACAAAGAAUUCCCUAUUGAAAGCCAUCAAGACCAUCAGAUACCCACAGGGAAGAACCCGUACCGACCUCGGCCUGGAAGACAUUCGCACGAAGGUUUUUACGGCGAAUGGGGGCCACCGCGCAGGAAUACCGAAGGUUCUCAUCGUCAUGACCGACGGGAAUGCAAAUAGUGCAGCAGAUACGAAAAGAGAAGCGGAUCUAGUCAAGGCCGAGGGUAUCAACGUGUUCUCUAUUGGUAUUGGCACCUCGAUAUCUGAUGAGCAACUGCAUGAUAUUGCCUCGGACUCGUCCAAAGUCUUUAGAGCUGAAAACUUCGAUCAGUUGGUCCACUUCAUUGGAACCCUGGCAGAGAAGACUUGUAGAGCUGCAGAAGCAACUAAGAAGGACACUGUGCUCUCUACUUGGAAAUUUGAUGGCACGAUCAACUCCAAAAUCACUACUCAUCUCGUGCAAUACAUCACUUCCCGUAUAUUCGGAAAGGUAUUCAUUCUGAGCGGAACAACCAGCUACGUCACUGUUCCUCGCCCGGAAAUCGCGCAAUCGAGUUUCACCUUCAGCAUUUACGUCAAGGUCACCAAAUUUAACAAAGCCCAAGUUAUCAUAGGCGACUGGGGAACAACAAAAAACACCCGACAAUAUCUUCUAUCAAUUACGGAGAGAAACACGGUCCAGUUGAAGGUCCAUUUAAUGGACAACGGCAACGAUGAAUUUGAAGACUUGGAAGGCGGCGAUGUUUCCGGCCCAAACAAAGAUGGCUGGCAGGUGAUUGUGGUCACGUGGGAUAGAACGAACGGAAAAGCGGUCAUAUACCUGAAUGGUGAUAUUGUGGCCGAGAAGGUCUUGAGAGGGAAAUCAUUGUACCCAACUAGAAGCACUACUAACAUCGUGGGCAACCUGCCUAAUUCUGGAAAUCUUUACUUCGAAGGAAAGAUCGCCAGGGUAUCCGUCUAUAAUUAUGCGUUAACUAUGGACUAUGUCGUGACCUUCAAUAAACUCGCUGAAAUAACAACACCUGCUCCAACAACGACAACGACGACUACACCAACAACGACAACAACAACAACAACAACAACAACAACUACAACAACGACAACGGUUCCAAUGUUUGACGUCAUCACAGACAGACCAACCAAUACGAAGACAUACACUUUCUAUUUAUCAACCGUGGAAGAUUACCCUGGACCACUGGAAAUCGUCAUCUAUGGUUCAUCAGGGGUGUGCUCAGAUAUGAGACUCGGAAGAAUCAGGGGAAACGAUGUGGUGAACAGGUUUGAAUUGCAAUGCCCCGAUGUAGGAACAAUCAAAAAGAUUCAGAUCACCAAUGGGGCCUCUACAGAGCUUACCAUGACGCUGUUCAGGGUCUACGACGACAGUACAUCUACAAACAUCGACGUCAUCACAAGUAGCCAUACUUUCCGGGUGAAUGAGCGAAUCACAGCCACUGUAACAUCUGGGGAGGUACCCAACAAAAGCACUCGCGCUCCAGAAGUCCCCAAACAAGAGCCAGAAGAAAUUCCAGAGGCGGAUAAGGUUGGCGGUAAGGACGAAAAGGUCGACCUUGUCUUCAUCAUUGAGAACACCGGCAGCAUGGACACCUAUCGUAUGGUAGUUAGAUACGUCUUAAGCAGAUAUCACAUCAGCAGCGCUGGCGUCCAUGUCGGCGUCUACACCAUUGGCGGAAGAGCUACACAGGUCAUUCCAUUGGAAAACGGUCCUCAAUCUGAUAGCGACAUCAUUACCGCAAUAGAUCGAAUAACGACUUCUUCUUCUCAAACCGUGGAUAUAGUCGUUGCCCUUGAGCAGCUGGUCCAGAAGUUUAAAUCAAGUCGCCCCGAUGCCCAAAAGGUCAUUGUCCUUGUAGGCCAGUUCAGCGGCAAUGCCGGCGAAGCACACGUAGUCGAGCAACUCAUCCUGGAACUGAAGAAGCUCAACGUCAAUGUCAUUGCCUUCAUAUAUCAAUCAUCGGCCAAAUCGGCCAUGGCGAAGGUGCUCACAACCAGCGGAAGUACGAUAAUCUCGUUCUGGCAUGUCAUGCAGAUUCGGGACAACAUCGAAUAUAUUUCCUACGUUAUCCACUCAACCUACACGAUGUGGAAAACCACCUAUCAAACGAUCACGAAGUACGUGUACUCGUGCAGUGAUCCCAAGCUGGCGGGCAAGGUGUUUAAAGAAAAUGAGCAAUGGAUAUCUGGCUGUGUGGUAUAUAAAUGCUUGGCGAAUAGGGAGACCAUAGAGGCGUACACGGAAAUCCUGGACAUAAAGUGUGCUGAUGUGUACGGCAACUGCAAGCUGCCUGGAGAAAACUUCAGCUACCGGAUUCAAGGAACAAUCUAUCACAAGUGUACAUGCUCCAUCGAGAGAAAUGGCGACAGGCCCAAGACCUCCUACACGUGUUCUGGCUGAUUGUGACUGGUUUCCGUUAAUCCGUACUCAUCGUGCGUGUAGCAAUUUCUGAUUUGAUAAAUUUUCAUCAGACAUA
This is a messenger RNA of Lineus longissimus, 4066 nucleotides long. RefSeq names its product collagen alpha-6(VI) chain-like. The record is from RefSeq and is a predicted model, not a curated record. The transcript has 20 exons. NCBI's taxonomy places the organism in Eukaryota, Metazoa, Nemertea, Pilidiophora, Heteronemertea, Lineidae. The coding region runs from base 91 to 3990 and encodes 1299 amino acids.